AUGCGCAGUGCGUCCAAUGGGCCGAAUACCGCCAAACGAGCCGGGAUACAGAGGAAGGGAGGAGAAGCGGGUAGGAGGAGGCAGCCGCAGUUUAAAUUAAUGUCAACCUGCCUCCAGUCCGGAGAAGCAGCCGAGAGAGCGACGGAUCCAGAGAGCCGCUGCAGGAGCCAUGACCCGGCGGCCCAGAAACAGUGUUUACAGCAGCGAGGAGGAUGAGGAGGAGGCCGAGAUGUACGAGCACGACUACGACGGCUCUCUGGCCAAGACGGGCAAACGGCACCUCGGUAAAACCCGCUGGACCCGAGAGGAGGACGAGAAGCUGAAGAAACUGGUGGAACUUCACGGUUCUGAAGACUGGAAGCUCAUCGCCAGCCUGCUGACGAACCGGACGGAUGUUCAGUGUCAACACCGGUGGCAGAAAGUUCUGAACCCGGAGCUGAUCAAAGGACCGUGGACCAAAGAGGAGGACCAGAGGGUGAUCGAGCUGGUCCAGAAGUACGGAGCCAAGCGCUGGUCCGUCAUCGCCAAACACCUGAAGGGUCGCAUCGGGAAGCAGUGCCGUGAGCGCUGGCACAACCACCUGAACCCGGAGGUGAAGAAGACGUCGUGGACCGAGGAGGAGGACCAGAUCAUCUACCAGGCCCACGAGAAGCUGGGGAACCGCUGGGCCGAGAUCGCCAAGCUGCUGCCCGGCAGGACUGAUAACGCCAUCAAGAACCACUGGAACUCCACCAUGAGGAGGAAGGUGGAGCAGGAAGGCUACCUGCAGAACUCGUCCAAGAACGCCGGCUCCUCGCUCUCCAUUGGCCACGGCUACGUCAAGACGGCCAAUCACGUCAUGGGCUUCCCCCACCACUCGCCCAAUCAGCUCCCUCCGCUGUCGCCGCUCAACUACAACUUCAUGUCGGACAGAGUGCCGUUCCCCAUGGCGUUACACCUGAACAUCCUGAACUUCUCCAACAUCCCUCACCCCGGCACCGCUGCUAUCCAGAGACACUAUGGAGACGAGGACCCGGAGAAGGAGCAGAGGGUGAAGGAGAUCGAGCUGCUGCUGAUGUCCACGGAGAACGAGCUGCGAGGCCAGCCAGCGCUGCCCAUGAACCUUCCCUUCCAGAGCUGGACCAGCCAUGGUUCUGUGGGUUCUGAUGGACCGGUUUUGUCUCUACCUCACCACCAGACAGCCGCGCCGUCGCUGCCGCUGGACCAGAGCUGCCUGCCGGAGGAGAGCGCCUCGGCGACACGUGCCCACGGCAACAGCAGCGGGGGCGGCAACAGUAACCAUAGCAACAACAGCUCAACACAGUUCUCCAACCAGAUGCCAGAGUUCAUGGAGUCCGUCAUCGACUCGUUCCUGAACCAGUCGAUGAGCCCCGAACACUCGGACAGUGACAGCGUCCCGAUGACUUCUCCGGUCGACUCCAAACCUCUGAUGGACUCAGUUCGGUCUCAGAAGGAGAACGAAAUGUUCAGGACUCCGAACAUCCGCCGGUCAAUCCUGGAGUCGACUCCUCGGACGCCGACGCCCUUCAGGUCGUCGCUGGCGCUGCAGGAGGACAAGUACGGACCUCUGAAGCUGCAGAACACUCCUCUUGAGCAGCAGAUGGUUGAGUCCAUCAAACAGGAGCCCAUGGAAUGUUCCAUCGAUCAGCCGCCUCUGAAGAAGAUCAAGCAGGAGGCCGAGUCUCCCUGUGAGAGGAGUCCCUGCAUGCAGUGGGAAGGUCAGGAUCUCCACACUCAGCUCUUCUCGCCCAACAGACCGCCUCAGGAAGUUCCUGACCUGCUAACGAGCUCGUUACUGACUGAGGACGGCCUUAAAUACCACCUCCCUCACAGAGGAGUGAGCAGCCCCAUACAGCUGAGCUCCUGGGAACAGGCGACCUGCGGGAAAACUGAGGAUCACCUUUUGGCGUCGGAGCAGAAGUACAUCAACACUUAUCCAACCAGGACGCUGGUCAUGUAGGCGGAGCCUGGGCGGACGCUGGGGAUGUGGGCGGGGCCUGGGCGGACCGUCUUAUUUGUUGUGGUACAACAGUUUGGGAGAGGCUUCGUGCCGAUCGGUGUUUUUACACUCACACUCGUUGGGAUUUCAACCAACCAAAGACUCUGUUUUUUACGAAUCUUUUAUAUUCGCUUUGGGUUUUUAUGAACGUACUCCUGGUCUGUGUUUUUACUGUUGUAUUAUAAAAUGGGAAACGGUGAUUGUGUUUGCAUCGGGCUGUAUUUUUAAUUACAAAUUUUGACAUUAAUAUAAAGAACAAGUUGAUUAAUUUAUUGUUUUUUGUCGGCCGACGGAGCAGUGUUGUUUAAAGUAUUUAAGCCCUUCUAGCAUUACCACUCGGCAUGUUAAGGAUUUCAAACUGACCUCUGGAUUUCACUUCCUGUUCGCUUUUCACGGGUCUGCUGAGAAUUUCAAGUGUUUGACGAGUAUUAGCGCGUCGCCAGCUUUAUUUCACGAGGACUAAAUUCAUUUCAACGCCUGGUGUAUUUGUGGGACGAGAACAAACUGAUCCUAGAGUUUAUUUAUGAGCUUCACCCAGUGGGAGUGGCACCAAGCCAAUCAAUCCUCCGUCAGAAACACUCACUUUUAUUUGUGCUGCAGAGAAAACGCCCAGCGGAACCUUUUCUACGUUUUUUACAGCCGGUCGGCGUCCAACACUGAGCAGUUCAUGUUUUUAUGCCUGUUUUUGAUACUAGCUUUGAGCAGAGAUUGUUUUCAUAAACGCCUUUUUACAUGCCAAGUUUUCAUGUUUUUAUACUUUUCUAAACUGCCUAGUAAAUAAAGUGUGCUGUUUUUAUUACGA
Messenger RNA from Acanthochromis polyacanthus (spiny chromis), 2801 nucleotides. RefSeq names its product v-myb avian myeloblastosis viral oncogene homolog (gene myb). The record is from RefSeq and is a predicted model, not a curated record. Gene Ontology annotation, biological process: regulation of DNA-templated transcription. Bases 170 to 1960 code for a protein of 596 amino acids. The transcript has 15 exons. NCBI's taxonomy places the organism in Eukaryota, Metazoa, Chordata, Actinopteri, Pomacentridae. Gene Ontology annotation, molecular function: DNA-binding transcription factor activity, RNA polymerase II-specific; RNA polymerase II cis-regulatory region sequence-specific DNA binding. Gene Ontology annotation, cellular component: nucleus.